Pseudocercospora fijiensis CIRAD86 is the source of this 2871-nucleotide messenger RNA. RefSeq lists its product as uncharacterized. The transcript is spliced from 19 exons. NCBI's taxonomy places the organism in Eukaryota, Fungi, Ascomycota, Dothideomycetes, Mycosphaerellales, Mycosphaerellaceae. The record is from RefSeq and is a predicted model, not a curated record. The coding region runs from base 1 to 2871 and encodes 956 amino acids.
AUGUCCAUUUACCGCAUUAUUCUUGACGCUUAUAAAAAAUCCCUCCGCUUCUAUGUGCAUCAACGGAGCAGGCUUGGGGCGAACGAUUUCCUAGAUGCCAUCAGCAGAAGACUCAAUAGCCUGAACUCAUCAGUACUCACGUAUUCGGCUUUUCCACCAAGAGAAUCUUCAUCCGCAGUGCAAGAACGCCCAAUCAUCCUUCGCGCGCUCUUCCUUCGACAUGCGACUACGCUCGGCGAAAUAGUCGCGCGUACCGCCAUAAUCUUUCUGCGGCGGCUGGCUGCCAUGAAUGUUGGAUGUGAGCGCCGUAUUGUGCUCACUUCUCUUCUUACGCAUCGCCUUCUCGUUCUUGUUCUCGCCGUCGACAACCGCAAGCUUCUCUGGCUUCUUCUCUCCCGGCUUCACGCUCGAGGCGCUGGCGCCGACUUGCGCGACAUUUAUGUUCAACUUGAAGGUGGUAGACAUCAUGACCUGAGAAGUAGUGCCGUACAAUAUUUGAGUCUUGCUCUUCAAUCUCUCGAGGGGCGCUGUUUGGGAGUUGUGGUUUUGCAAGAUCGUCUUUCGCUAAGCGUGAGUGGAAACGUUGAAGAAUUUCUGCAACUGAUUCACGUGCGGCAUGUAAAUCCUCAAGUAGGAGUGAAUGGCGACUACCUGUUUGACUACCAUGGGCAGACACUUGUCUCUUCAUUGCUUGGUCCCUCGUGCAUCGAUUCAUGGAUAUGGGCUACAGCUUCUCCAUUGUCCGCUGCGGCGAUCCUUCGAAGCUUCUUUCUACCCUCGAUGUGGUUGUACUUGCACAUUGAAUGUCCUGAUGCUUCGUGGGGACUAUGUAGAGGUCGAGUAGCGAAUGUACAGAUGAAGGGGCUUCGAGAACUCUUAGAGCCGACUCUGUCUGUCAAGGUGAGCCAGGACUGCGAAAUGACCAUUCAUAAACGAAAAUCAGCGUCGCUCGGCUCCAGAUCAUCUCCAGCAUCUCGUCAUGCGGAACGGCCGUGCUCCAACGGCCAAUCCCGCAGCAAGUCCACAAAACAGUUCAAAUUUGCCCCUGACUUUUUCCCUCCACUACACUAUACACGGACUGCCAAGGACUCUGAUGCUCCUUCCAUGAGCACCAGGUCGAGAGCUUGGUCCAAGAUUGAUGCACCGGGAGCCUUUACUUCUCCUAGCCGUGUCUACUGCUUACAUUUUUACACACCCUUCGGUGGUUAUCAAGGCAGAAUCGUUCACGAUGACCCAUUCAAACAUCAGGUAAGUCAACUCCCCUUCUCACACAAACACAUUCGGGCAUACAAGGGCUUCUGGUCGUCUCCAUGGCCGAGUCGCAAGGCGCAUACUGUCUUCGCUUCUCUCAGCCGCGUCUCCUGUCUGUGGUCGUCUUAUGGCGAGCGCAGCAGAUCUGAGGCUUACAUUUUCUUCGCCGUCGUUUCACAUACACACUUCGGGCUUUCGAGGGCUUCCGGUCUUCUCGAUGGCCACGGAGUAGAUAGGGCCGCCCAGGAAGAACGUGAGAGGAGUUGUAAAGCCGGCUCAUUUUUCACGGUUUUCGCUUCUCCUAGCCACGGUCAUAGUCCACGGGUUGUCUCAUGGCGAGCGUGGCGGACUUUCGGCUUACAUAUCUCCCUCGCCGUUGAAAGUGUCGCAGAGGUUCGUGAUAGGAGAAAAGCAGCAACCAUCAGACUGACUAUUCUCGCCGCAAAAGUGUAUCCUUUGGGAUCAAUCAAGCUCGGAGGCCAUCGCUUUCGUAACCACAACAUCUCACCAAAUCCUGCCCACGGGCCCGCGAGCGGCAGCUUGGCACACGAACGGAUGGCAUACACGCACUCAUUAGACUGCGGGGGAUAUAUUGACUUGGCUCCAAGGCCGACCAGGAGAAGGCCAAGGCAACGAGAGGGAGUGGCUCGUACGGAAGUCUUCACAACACUGUCAACUCCACGGGCGACAGAGGAGGCGACGCGCUACAAUGGGCUUACAACGGUGCUCUUUGACAAAAUACACGUCUUACCAUAUCCCUUUGUGAGAAACGCAGUACAAUCUCAUUGUCGUUUGAGAAACACUGCUCACUCGAACGCUUCCCUGCUCCUCCUUUCCACUUCCAUUCCAUCAAAGCUACAUUCUAACCGACUCUCCUUCCAUCGAAAAACACCCACAACCAUUCAGCGCUCUUCAAACUCAACUCAUCACCCACAGCGCUCUCCAAACACCCCCCUACCACCUACAACCACAGCAAUGGCCUCCCAAGACCCUCGCCCCCACAUCUCCUACCGCACCAUCCCCGACUUCCGCACCCACCUCAUCGCCAUGAUAAACGAAGUCUCCACCAAGGAACUCAAAAUCUCCACCUGGCUCUUCCAAAUCCCGGAAACCAACCUCUCCGCCCUGAAGUCCGCCCGCGAAGAUUUGGAAUCCGCAGUAAAAACCCGCGUCGAACUCACCGAAGCCGCCGUAGCGUACGACUUACAAAACAUUCCGCCUGCGCAGGAGAAAGUUUUGAAUGAGGCUGCGUGGGCGAUUAAGAUUGGGACGAUUCAUGGGUGGGAUAAGGGACCGAGACGGCCGCCGAAAGCGUAUUUUACGAAGGGGACGUGGAUGGAGGUUCGGGAGGGGUGGAGUUUGAGGAGCUUCAAGACGGAGAGGGAGGGGAAGGGGAAGGGGAAGGCGAAGGAGGGGGGGAGGGAAGAGGCGAGUAGCCUUUAUGAUGGCAGUUCAUGGGGUGCUCAGUCUGGGCCACCACAACUGGAGGAUGAUCAGGAGGAUUUAGGUCCGAAAGCUUUGGUUCCUCGCAUUACGAUCACGCCUGCUGGAGAUGCGGAUGGCAAGAGAAUCCUUCUGCUGAUCUCUUCUGCUUCUCUGAUGAUUGAGAUGGAGCGGUGA